This is a messenger RNA of Gambusia affinis (western mosquitofish), 3188 nucleotides long. RefSeq names its product polycystic kidney disease 2-like 1 (gene pkd2l1). Gene Ontology annotation, molecular function: calcium-activated potassium channel activity; muscle alpha-actinin binding; sodium channel activity. Gene Ontology annotation, cellular component: membrane. NCBI's taxonomy places the organism in Eukaryota, Metazoa, Chordata, Actinopteri, Cyprinodontiformes, Poeciliidae. Bases 176 to 2419 code for a protein of 747 amino acids. The record is from RefSeq and is a predicted model, not a curated record. The transcript is spliced from 16 exons. Gene Ontology annotation, biological process: detection of mechanical stimulus; potassium ion transmembrane transport.
GCUAUCAGAGAGCUGCUCAGUACAGAGGAUCAUAAUUAUAAGUUUAAUCACGGAGAGCGACAGGACCACGAUCGUUACGUUUUGUAACGGAAUGACCGUGAAUUAGCAGCGCCGCUAGCAGCUCGUUUCUUCGAAGAGAAAAGCAGAGAAGCUGGUCAGAGAUCUGAGCUGCAGCAUGAGGAGUCUGAACAACCGGGCCGAGAGCCACCUGACGGGCCGAGCCGAGUCCGAGCUGGACGCCAUGACGGACGGAGGCUGGGUGAACCACGGCUACUGCGGCUCCCCUGGACCGCUGGUCAGCACCAUCUACAGCCCCCAGCCGGCCUCCAUGGACCGGGACUACAAACUGGACCGCAUCCGGGAUGAACCGGGUAGCUCCGACCAGAGUCCGGUGAAGAAGACAAGAGGCUGCUGCAGCUUUAUCAAAGCGUUUUGGGGAACAGCUUGGACCGAAAACACGUCCAACAACAGGGAGAAGUUCAUCCGCACCACUCUGAGGGAGCUGCUGGUCUACCUGGUGUUCCUGCUGGAUGUUUGUCUCUUGACCUACGGUAUGACCAGCUCCAGCAGCUAUUAUUUCACCAAAGCCAUGACGGAUCUGUUUGUGGGCUCGGCCAGCCAAAAUGGAGUCACGUUUCAGACCAUUGGCACCAUGACCGACUUCUGGGACUUCGCCCAGGGUCCGUUACUGGACGGGCUUUACUGGACCAAGUGGUACAACAACCAGUCCCUGGACAGCGGAGACCAGUCGUUCAUCUACUAUGAGAACAUGCUGCUCGGAGUUCCCCGGAUGAGGCAGAUUAAGAUUAAGAACAACUCCUGCAAAGUCCAUAAAGACUUCAAAGAUGAGAUUGGCGAAUGCUUUGAUGUCUACAACGAGAAGAAGGAGGACGACCUCAGCUUUGGCCUCAUCAACGGCUCUGCGUGGUGCUACCACACAGAGAAAGACAUCAAAGGUUCCUCCUACUGGGGCCUCCUGUCCACCUACAGCGGAGCCGGGUUCUACCAGGACCUGAGCCGGACCAAGGAGGACAGCGCCAACAUCCUGGCAGAACUGAUAGACAACCUCUGGCUGGACCGAGGAACCAGGGUGGUUUUCAUCGACUUCUCAGCCUACAAUGCAAACAUCAACAUGUUCUGUGUCGUCAGGUUGGUGGUGGAGUUCCCAGCGACCGGCGGCGCCGUCCCGUCCUACCAGAUCAGAACCGUCAAACUGAUCCGCUACAUCACCCACUGGGACUACUUUGUCCUCGGCUGCGAGUUGGUUUUCUGCGUGUUCAUCCUCUACUACAUCGUGGAGGAGAUUCUGGAGCUGCGGAUACACAAGUUUGCCUAUUUCAAAAGCAUCUGGAACAUCCUGGACAUACUGGUCAUACUGCUCGCCAUCGUUGCGAUUGUCUUCAAUGUCUUCCGGACCAUCAAAGUGGAUAAUCUGCUCGGGUCGCUGCUGGAACAGCCGGAUUUAUACGCCGAUUUUGAAUUCCUGGCUUUCUGGCAAACCCAGUAUAACAACAUGAAUGCUGUGAAUUUGUUCUUCGCCUGGAUCAAGAUUUUCAAAUACAUCAGCUUCAAUAAGACGAUGACGCAGCUGUCCACCACGCUGGGCCGAUGCGCCAAAGACAUCCUGGGCUUCGCCAUCAUGUUCUUCAUCGUCUUCUUCGCCUACGCGCAGCUUGGAUACCUGCUGUUUGGAACCGAGGUCGAAUCUUUCAGCACUUUCGUCAAGUGCAUUUUCACGCAGUUCCGGAUAAUUCUCGGCGACUUCGAUUACGACGCAAUCGACCGCGCAAACCGAGUCCUGGGGCCCAUUUACUUCAUCACCUACGUGUUUUUUGUUUUCUUUGUCCUGCUGAACAUGUUCCUGGCCAUCAUCAAUGACACUUACUCGGAGGUCAAAGAGGAGCUGUCGUCUCAGAAGGACGAGCUGCAGAUUACUGACCUCAUCAAACAGAGCUACAUGAAGACUUUCAUGAAGCUGAAACUAAAAAAGGAGAAAAUAUCAGACGUUCAGAAAGCUCUACAGUCCGGAUCUGGAGAAAUCGAAUUCAGGGAUUUCAGAGAGACUCUUAAAGAGAUGGGUCAUGAAGAUAAAGAAAUAUCCGCAGCUUUCUCACAGUUUGACCGAGACGGGAACCAGGUUCUGGACGAGGACGAACAAACGAGGAUGAAAAUCGAACUGGACGGAAAACGGGAUGCUCUUAACUCUGAGCUGAACAACUUGGGAAAGAACUUUGGAAACGAGUUUCCGGCGAGUCGGUCGGCGUCAGACGAUGAAAAAAGUCGAGGCUUCGUGGCGCAGGAACAGUUCCUCUGGCUGAGCAGGCGGGUUCUGCAGAUGGAAACGUCGAUGGCGGCGCUCACAUCCAGGAUGGACCUGGUCACGGAGAAACUGGGAUUAACGGGAAACAACAGCGACUGACCUCCCUCACUGACGUCUCAGAUGUGAUGAACCUGCUGGAAGCCGCCGCCUGAAAACAUGUUAGCGCCAGCAGGUUGUCAUGGAAACAUGUAAAUACUGUAGUAAUGAUGGCGAAUGUGUCGCCUACCAGCUACCUGACUGCAGGAGAACGAUGGCGCAUCAGGACCAGAUGAAGAGGAAGAAGAAAAGGAAGAGUAAAUUUCAUCCAGAAAACUCAGAAAUUUUAAGAUUAAUCUCCAGAAUUUUCAAGGUUAUGGAAAUUUCAAAAAUAUUUGAUUUUUGAAAAUUUUCCGUGUUUGAAAAGUCAAAAAAUUAUUAGUCAAUAAUAGGUAAUUUUAAAUUAAAUUCAAAUUUUGAGAUUUAUUUCAGAAAACUUGGAAAACAAGCCCAAAAAGUGCAAAUCUGUCAGUUUCAAAAGUCAAAAAUUUUCAAAUUUUGGAAAUUUUCUGACUUUGAAAAGUCUAAUUUUGACUGAAAAAACCCUGAAAUUUUGAAAUGAAAAAUUUCUGAGAUAAAAAAGUCAAUUUUUUUAAUCGGAAAUUUCCAGAAUUUUUUUUUUGAAAUGUUUGUUUUAAAAGUUUAAAACAUUUUGACUUUUGGAAAUUUUUUUAGCUUGAAAAGUCAGAAAUUUUCUAGAAAAAAAAAUUCCCAAAUUUUGAAAUUAGAGAUUUUCUAGAAAAACAUGGAAAUUAGUUUCAAAAAUGUAAAAAAAAAAAAUUACUUUUGAAAUCCUAAGAAUUUUUUUAAAUUAAAAUUUGUUGACUUGAAA